Molecule: messenger RNA, 1707 nt
Organism: Perca flavescens (yellow perch)
Lineage: Eukaryota; Metazoa; Chordata; Actinopteri; Perciformes; Percidae
Exons: 6
Coding region: 57-887 (276 amino acids)
Source: RefSeq, a predicted model, not a curated record
UUUAAAUCAUACCAUGCUCUUCACAAAAAGCCAACAGUGAUACUGUUCUGGAGAGAAUGGGAUUCUCCAUCCAGCAUGACAACCUUCCCUCACCUCAGCCCCCAGCUUCAAUCAAAAGGAGCCCUGAAUCCUCUCUGCGGGGGAGGAGGAUCAGGCAAAUUUUAGAGGAGGACAACAGGGUCAGGAUGUCCACGACCCACCAGACGUUGGUAGAAGAGGACCCUUUCUUUGAGAAGAAGCUGCGUCUGGGCAGUCAGAUGACAAUCGUUGCAUGUAAGAUGGCUAAACUCACAGCUGCAAACAGAAGCCCAAGCCCAGACUCCUCACUCAUAAACACUCCCACUGAGCUGAGGGCCAUUUCACAUCUCGGCCAUUUUACCCCAACUCCUCCUCCUCCUAGAGUAACCAGGAGACCGUCUUGUCGCCCAAUGAUGACUAUGAGACUUGGAGGAAAAGGCAAGGAGGUAGCUGAGGGAUGCAAGCUCCAGUCAGCACAAACGACACUUGAGGAACAUGUGGAGACACUGGAGAAGUUUAAGCUUGGCCACUGUCCUUCUCCUAAACCGCCAGCAGCCCUGUGUAGGACCUUUGUGGUGGUACCCAAGGUUCCAGGACAUCCGUCAAAAGCUGCCCUGCCCAACAGAGGAGGACUUUUUCAUGGGACUCCAGCGGUGGCACCCAAGUUUCCAGCACCUCCAUCAAAAGCUGCCCCGCCCAACAGAAAAGGACCUCGCCGUGGGACAAAACUCCAUCCUACAAAAGCUCAGGAAGACCUCCAGCCUUUGGUCAAUCCUACAGAAAGCCUGUCCCUCUGCUUCACACAGCUGAACUCAGAAGACUGGAAGAUGAAACUGGAUGGAUUGAAAUCUGUUCGAGCUCUGGCAUGACACCAUACGGUAUUACUGUAGACCAAACUGCAUGAAGUCUGCCUGGUCCCUGCAGAAGAGGUUGUGUCCUGUGCUGCCGUUGACACCAUAGCAGCGCUCCAUGUUCACCUGAGCAGGGCCAUGGACACUAAGGCAGAGUGGACAGGCCGUGUCCUGCUGCUGAAGUUGGCACAGACGACCAAUGCCUUUGUUCACCAGCAGGCUAACCUUGUCCUGGUUGCUCUGGUGGAGGGCUGCAGCCCUGGUAGAAUAAUGAGUGUUCUCCUAAACACAGGGCUGAGCCACCAUUGUGCUGCAGUGAGGGAGAGCACAGCAAAGCACCUCCACCAGCUGGCGGACAUCCUUGACAGCAGGGAAGAUCUUCGCGUUUCCUUACUGUUGUCAGUAAGAUGGCGGUGGAUGCUGCAUCGUAGCUGCAUAGUCAGAUGCUCCAGGGACUUGCCCACCAGAAGGAGUUCACGGUCCUGUGGGAUAAGAUCAUACCAGUGAAAGACAGGCAUCCCCUGCAGAAGAUCUCGAUGAGGCAAUAGAAGCGGAGGCAACGGAAAGACUUCUGGACAACAUCAAAAUUAGGCUGGCACGGAGGUGCAGGGGUUAGCUUUGUCACUUCACAGGAAGGUUUUGAUCAAGAACCAGGCAACCAGCUAGGCCCUUGUGUGUGGAGUUUGUAUGUACUCCCUGUCGCAGUGGGGGGUUUUCUCUGGGUGAUCCGGUUUCCUCCCACAGUCCCAAAAAUAUGCAGAUUAGGUUCAUUGGACACUCUAAAUUAGGUAAGACUCUCACGUUUAAACCUUUUGUGCAUCAUGUUAAAUAAACUUAU